Molecule: messenger RNA, 2389 nt
Organism: Megachile rotundata (alfalfa leafcutting bee)
Lineage: Eukaryota; Metazoa; Arthropoda; Insecta; Hymenoptera; Megachilidae
Gene: Tom70
Product: translocase of outer membrane 70
Biological process (GO): protein import into mitochondrial matrix; protein insertion into mitochondrial inner membrane
Cellular component (GO): mitochondrial outer membrane
Molecular function (GO): transmembrane protein transporter activity; protein binding
Source: RefSeq, a predicted model, not a curated record
AGGAUGUGACACGAAAACGAUAAGAGGCUUAUUUUAAAUGUUCAUAAUCUUAUAAUGAAUUAAAUCAAAUCAAAACGUGCCAAAUUAAAUUACGUGAAAUUACAUCGCAUUAGAUAGUUAUAGUAGCAGAGGUGGUAAAGUGAUGGAAGAAUAAAAUGAUACAAAACUGCAUUGCACAAAUGAUCUAUUCUGUAGUUUGUUUGUGGUAGUAAGAUUAAGCUCUAAGUUCAUAUGGUGGUAGAACUGCGUACUAAAUAAUUUGCUUCUUCGAGAAUUCGUCUGCAAGUGCCUAUAGUGAGAUCAUUCCGCAUGGUCGCUCGACUUUGCAUUACUUUUUACUACCCAUUUUCGUAUCAUUGAGAUUCAAAGAAGAACAUAAAAUCAGGAUAGUCUGUAAUAAUUCGAAACAGUAAGCAAUUUGUGAAAAAUGACGGGUGCAAGUGGCGCGAGUAGCGUGGCCAGUAGCCCGCUACCAAAAUGGCAACUCGCUUUGGUUGUUGCAGCGCCGGUUGCUUUAGGACUUGGAUAUAUGUAUUAUAAAAACAGUUCUAAGCCUUCUUCAAAAUCAAAUCGUGGUAAAUCAAAGGGUAGCUCAAAGGAAAAUGGCGCAGCAGCUACUGACAAACAAAUUUCAAUUGAUGUUGAUUAUCCACCAAAAACUACAUUUGAAACCGAGACUCCAUUGGAUGAAGCUCAAAGAUAUAAAAAUGAAGGAAAUGAACAGUUCAGAAAAGGAAAGUAUGAUGAAGCAAUAACACAAUAUAAUUAUGCGAUUGAAAUAUGCCCUAAGGAAAAUACAGAAGCUCUUGCUACUUUUUAUCAAAACAGAGCAGCUGCCUAUGAACAAUUGAAAAAGUAUAGUGCUGUAAAAGCAGAUUGUACAAAAGCUUUAGAAUUGAAACCAAAGUAUGCCAAAGCAUUAUUACGUCGAGCAAAGGCAAUGGAACAUUGCAAUGAUUUAGAAUCAGCUUUAGAAGAUGUUACUGCUGCAUGUAUUUUUGAAAACUUUUCUAAUCAAACAACAAUUUUAAUGGCAGAUAGAGUUUUAAAGCAACUAGGAAGACAACAUGCAAUGGAACAUUUGGCAAACAAAAAAUUAAUAAUGCCUAGCAAAUAUUUCAUUAAAACGUAUAUUAGUACCUUCCACAAAGAUCCUGUUUUUGCAAGGCUUCAGAAUACUGAUGAUAGUAAUAUUUCUAAGGGUUUUGUAAAAAUUUUAGAAUGUGUAAAAGAACAAAAGUAUGAUGAUGUAAUACCACUGUGCAAUGAAGAAAUUAACAAUUCUGAAUCAAACACACUGCCACACAAAAUGGAAAUAUUACUUUUAAGAGCAACAUUUUACCUUUUAUUAGGGCAGCAUGAUGCUGCAAUUGAAGAUUUUGGAACUAUUAUAAAUAGCGAUUCCGUUCCAAAUGAUGUGAAAGUGAAUGCCUUAAUAAAAAGAGCUACUUUAUUUAUGCAGUUGGAAAGUCAAGACAAAAGUUUUUCUGAUUUUAAAAUGGCUGCUGAACUUGAUCCUGAAUGUGGUGAUAUUUAUCAUCAUAGAGGACAGGUAAAUUUACUUAUGGAAAAAAUAGAUGAAGCCAGAGACGAUUUCAAAAAAGCUGUUGAUCUUAAUCCCACCUUUGGGGUAGCAUUUGUACAAAAGUGUUUUGCAGAUUAUCGUUAUGGUAUAGUAAAAAGGGAUAUGGAAGUAAUAGCGAAAGCAAUGAAAGGAUUUGAAGAAGCAAUUGAAAAGUUUCCAGACUGUUCUGAAUGUUAUACGCUGUAUGCUCAGAUGUUAUCAGAAACACAAGAAUUUCAAAAAGCAGACAUGUAUUUUGCUAAAGCAAUUGAAAAAGAUCCAACUAAUGCAACAAUCUAUGUACACAGAGGUCUAUUACAGUUGCAAUGGAAUGCUGAUGUUGAUAAGGCUGUUGAAUAUAUCAAUAAAGCAUUAUUAUUGGAUGAUAAAUGUGAAUAUGGGUAUGAAACAUUAGGUACAAUUGAAGUUCAGAGGGGAAAUUUAACAGAAGCAAUAAAACUGUUCGACAAGGCCUUAGCAUUAGGUCGCACAGCCAUGGAACUUACACACAUUUUCAGUUUGAGAGAUGCUGCAAAAACGCAACUUACAAUAAAAGACAAACUAGGCCCGAGCGUAAUGCUUAAUUUCCAGAAUGUUUCAUAAGUUUUUUUUAUAAAACUACAAUGAUCGGAAUCGAAAUUUUUAAUAAAUAAUACACGUGGUUACCAGAAUUAGAACGAAAUUUCGUGCCCAUGAUAUGAUUCAUAAAUAUAAUUUUAUACAAGACUUCAGUAAAAUUUUUACAAACACAUAAAUUUGUACUAGUUGUCAUUUCUGUAGAAAUUUCAAAUGAAAUAUUAAAAAUUGGUCACAGUUACAUUUUAA